GGUUACCUAAAGAUGUUUCUCAUUCCUCCUGGGGCUAGACAUGUGAUCAUACAAGAGCAUGAGGCUUCUCCUCAAAUUCUUGCUAUCAAGAACCAGGCAACAGGGCAUUAUGUCCUCAAUGGAAAAGGAGAAGAUGCGAGAUCUCGGCGCUUCAUUGAAAUGGGAGUGGAGUGGGAUUAUCUCGUCGAGGAGGAUGUCGAGACGCUCCACACUGAUGGGCCACUGAACGAUGCUAUUGUUGUUCUGAUUAUACCAAAAGACAACGAGACAAGGUCAACGCUUAUGUACAAGUACAUCAUCCAUGAAGAUUCAGUGCCCCUAAACAACAAUAACGUCAUUCAAGAGGACACGUAUGAAUGGGCGCUGAAGAGCUGGUCCCAAUGUUCGAGACCUUGUGCUGGAGGCUUCCAAUACACCAAAUAUGGGUGCCGUAAAAAAGGUGACAACAAAAUGGUGCAUAGAGGUUAUUGUGAUGUCAACAAGAAGCCCAAGCCUAUUCGCAGGAUGUGUAACUUACAGGACUGUACACAACCACAGUGGAUCACCGAAGAGUGGGAACAUUGUACUAAAACAUGUGGAAGCUUGGGAUAUCAAAUCCGUACUGUGCGCUGUGUCCAGUUUCUUCAUGAGGGCACAAACCGCUCCAUUCACAGCAAGUACUGCAAUGGGGAAAAGCCUGAGAUGAGGAGGGCAUGUAACAGAGUUGCCUGCCCAGCCCAGUGGAGGACCGGGGCCUGGUCAGAGUGUUCAGUGUCCUGUGGAGAAGGUGUGUCACGACGCCUGGUCACUUGUCGCAUUGGAGAUCAAUGUACUGGUGAGAAGCCCGAGUCGCAAAAGCCUUGCAGGCCAAGACCCUGCCAUGAUGAGCCGUGCGGAGGAGACAAGUCCAUAUUCUGUCAGAUGGAGGUUCUGGCACGUUAUUGCUCGAUUCCAGGCUACAACAAGCUCUGCUGUGAAUCCUGCAGUAGGAGAAGUGGCACUUUUGCUCCUCUUCUGCACGAAGCUGCGGAAACAGAGGAGGAACUUCGCUUCGGUUCAGCCUCCCAACUUCUGGAGACGCUUUCAGCUGCUGCUAAUGGAUCUCUGAAAGUCCCGCAGCAGCACCAGCGGGGAUCCACGUCGCAAGGCCAAUUUUCCAAGCAGGCCGCCACUCCCCCGCCUCGCAAACACAAUACAGAGAACAGCAAGACUCAAAAGCGCCUCAAACCCAGCGCUAGAAAUCUUCCUGCAUUGUCAAUCCAUAGCUCGUGGAGCGAGGACGGCGUUAAAGAUGCACCGAUGCAGCUGGAAAGUUUCCAAGAGAGUCAGUGGCCGACAACAUCUUCUGAGGUGGAGAGAUGA
Molecule: messenger RNA, 1341 nt
Organism: Danio rerio (zebrafish)
Lineage: Eukaryota; Metazoa; Chordata; Actinopteri; Cypriniformes; Danionidae
Gene: adamts3
Product: ADAM metallopeptidase with thrombospondin type 1 motif, 3
Biological process (GO): extracellular matrix organization; proteolysis
Cellular component (GO): extracellular region
Molecular function (GO): metalloendopeptidase activity; metallopeptidase activity
Source: RefSeq, marked provisional